AACCGCAAACAUGUCCCAGAACCUGACUAAGAACUACCAGAUCUUCUGGAGCCACUUGGUGCAACUGCUGAUGCAGUUCCUCCAACUGGCACUCUACUGGAACGAGGAGAAGCCCCAGGAAACCAGCCACCCCACCAAGAAGGAAGCUAGAGCCCUGGCGAUGGAGUCCUUUGCCGAGGAGCAACUGCAGCGACUGGAGAAACGGGCCCAGGAGCACGCCAAGGUGGAGCUACUGCACCGGAUACUCGUCCAGCAGCAGCUGCAGGAUCUGGAGCAGCGGCGGCGCAUUCGACUGCUGCUGGCCCGCCGCCGCCUGGACUUUUCCAAUUAGUCGCAAUUAUCUCAUCAUUUAUUUAGAUUUAAAAUUAAGUUUGUUUGCAUAUUUAAGUGGAAAUUAGCCGGGGGACGGGGGGGGACUGGCCGGGGGAUGAUCAUUACCCCGACGGCCAAAAUCAAAACCAAAUAAACGCGAGAUAUAGGAAAUUAUAGACACGUGUUUGCAUUUCCCUGCACGCCAAUCGAAGCUUUCACUUUCCGCUUUCCAAGACGGCCAGAGAUCUGCCCAGUUG
This is a messenger RNA of Drosophila bipectinata, 569 nucleotides long. RefSeq lists its product as uncharacterized. The record is from RefSeq and is a predicted model, not a curated record. Lineage: Eukaryota; Metazoa; Arthropoda; Insecta; Diptera; Drosophilidae.